This is a messenger RNA of Oncorhynchus nerka (sockeye salmon), 1765 nucleotides long. RefSeq names its product E3 ubiquitin/ISG15 ligase TRIM25-like. Bases 84 to 908 code for a protein of 274 amino acids. Lineage: Eukaryota; Metazoa; Chordata; Actinopteri; Salmoniformes; Salmonidae. The record is from RefSeq and is a predicted model, not a curated record. The transcript is spliced from 2 exons. Gene Ontology annotation, molecular function: zinc ion binding.
CCCCUCCUCUGGUGUAGAGUUCCAUGAAACAGAAAGUCAUCUUUCACACUGCCAUUGCUUAACCUACGGGAGAGAGCAACAAAAUGACAGAGAAUCAGGAACUGUUCUGUUGCUCCAUCUGUCUGGAUCUACUGAAGGAUCCGGUGACUACUGCCUGUGGACACAGUUACUGUAUGGGCUGUAUUAAAGAAAGCUGGGAUCAGGAUGAUCUGAAAGGUUUCUACAGCUGUCCACAGUGCAGACAGACCUUUAUCCCAAGGCCUGUUCUGAAGAGAAACAUUGUGCUGACUGAGAUGGUGGAGAAACUGAAGAAGACAGGACUCCAGGCUGCUCCCCCUCCUGCUCUGUGCUAUGCUGGACCUGGAGAUGUGGUGUGUGAUGUCUGCACUGGGACCAGAAAGCAGAAAGCCCUCAUGUCCUGUCUGGUGUGUCUGGCCUCUUACUGUGAGACUCACCUCCAAUCUCACUAUGAAUCUCCUGCUUUCAAGAAGCACAAGCUGCUCAAAGCCACGGCACAACUACAGGAGAAGAUCUGCUCUCAUCAUGAAAAACUGCUGGAGUUUUACUGUCGUACCGAUCAGCAGUGUAUCUGUUAUCUGUGUACAAUGGAUGAACAUAAAGGCCAUGAUACAGUGUCAGCUGCAGCAGAGAGAACUGAGAAACAGAGGCAGCUGGGGAUGAGUCAGCAGAAGGUCCAGCAGAGAUUCCAGGAGAGAGAGAAGGAGCUGAAGGAGCUCCAACAGGCUAUGGAGUCUCUCAAGGUGAGUAUUGUUGACCAGAGGAGACACACCAUUUCACUUCUCUCCUCCAGUCAGAGAGAGAGAGAGAGAGAGAGAGAGAGGGGCCCCUAUCCAAUCCCACUGACCCCACUGUUGGGAGCAGGCUGUCUGGGCCCCUUCAGAGAAUAGACUGGUUCAUGUAACCGACUGGGCUGCCUCAUCACAUAAGCAUGAGUAACCAUGACGACUCAUGUCCCCUAUACAUUAACAUGGAGCUCUCUCUCAAUUCAAUUAAAUUCAAAGGGCUUUCUUGGCAUGGGAAACAUAUGUUUACACAUGAACAGAAAUUAACAGUAAAUAUUACACUCACAAACGUUUAAAAGGAAUAGAGACAUUUCAAAUGUUAUAAUUCUAUUGGAAAACAUAGUUUUUUUGUUGUUUCACAAAGGUGGGGACUUGAUAUUUGUGAUAUUUGUGAUAUUUGUCUGUGUUUCUUCUGACCAGAGAGAGUGGGCGCUCCGUGUCACGCAACUUUGGUCAAGAUCUGUUUCUUGCUUUGCUCUCAGGAACAGGGGACCAUUGAAAGGAGUUUCAGGUGCAACGUUUAUGGUCAUGUUAGGAUGUAUCAGUUAUCCUGUUAGAGUCUUUGUGUUGAAUCCACUGAGCUGUUUCAGGUGCAACGUUUAUGGUCAUGUUGCAGCAGUUUGUAGGAGGGAGAUGAUGUGGGAAGUGUGCAGGAGGUCAGGAAAUAGAGGAUUGUGUAGUUUUGUUGGAUAAAGUUGUUUGUCAACUGUAGGGGUGUCCAUGUUGCUGGGGAUCAGAAGUGUCCAGUGAGAGAGAGGCAGGUUGAGGUGGAUAUAGUCAGAGUAGUGCAGAAGGUGUCGUAUGCUGAGGCAGUGAAGAAAGUAGAGGAGGAUGGGUCAAGGGUGAAGGAUCCUGAGAGGAUCCCUGUGAGUAGUAGAUCUGUGCAGCACAGAGGGAUGGGCCAGCGAGUGAUAGAUGUGAGUAGGAGAUCUGUGCAGCACAGAGGGAUGGGCCAGCGAGUG